Molecule: messenger RNA, 2464 nt
Organism: Bombus terrestris (buff-tailed bumblebee)
Lineage: Eukaryota; Metazoa; Arthropoda; Insecta; Hymenoptera; Apidae
Product: venom protease
Exons: 8
Coding region: 1129-2025 (298 amino acids)
Biological process (GO): proteolysis
Molecular function (GO): serine-type endopeptidase activity
Source: RefSeq, a predicted model, not a curated record
UUAAUUUUCUUUUAUCGAACUUUAUUAUAAAUUUAGCACUUAUAAAAAUAGAAUGACACUGAACCGAAGAAAGGGGGUACACAAGAACAGGAACUAGAAAAAGAACGGCCGGAGCUGGCUGAAGUCUCGGCUUAUAUGCGUUUUGGUUUGAGGAUGUUGAGGAGCUCGGAGUAGGUUAUGACGUGGAAAAGUAUCCGAAGGUCGGGGGAUCGAUGUCUUAUGUACGAUGUAAACUAAGUUGUGUCGUAGCUUCUGUGUAGGCUGUGAUGAUAAGGUGGUGAUGUAUCCAAAGGAGUUCGAAGCUCGGGGAUCGAUGUUUUAUCUCUGAUGUAGGUUGAGAUGCGAUUGAUGUCACAUUAUCAUGGUCAUGUGAUUGGAAUAAAAGGACCUGAAUUUCGUGAUAUUCUUAUCCAGUUAGAUAAUAUAACUAAGUAUCUUCACAGUAACAUAGAAUACCAUGGUUUAUACGUUCUUAACAUUGAUCGUUUGACUGAUUAUGGAAUGUAACAUCGUAAAAUGUUUGCUCGAUUCUGGGAAUGUGGCAACGAUGGGAAUUCCAAUCGUAGGAAAAUACGGAGCAUCCGUGGCAAGGAUAUGGUAAAGAAGAGGUUGAUUCCUGAAGAAAGAAUAACGAUGUGUCAAUCUCCCUCUCGAGUGCGUAAAUAUUAUAUACAGAGAGGUACCACAUACUAUGAACGUAUGAUAACGCGAGUGUGAAGUAUCUCUGUUGGAGCAUUGCAAAAUAUUCGUAAAAGUGAGCAUCGUUGAGUGGCAUUUCUCAGUUAGCCAUCAAGCGUACAAGUAGAAGGUUCUAAAGAUUUACGUGAUUGAUUUCUGAUAAUUCGGUGCGUACAAAUCAAUGACUUUUAGGAUGAAUUAAAGUUGCACAUGCAAACACGAGCAAACAGUUUUCACCGUAAAGGUAACUUUUAUGUAAUUUACGCGCAAAAAGUACUUAUUUCUGUUACCACGCUAUUGCUGUUUUGUAAAUUUUAGUAGCACAACUAUCGGUAAUGUGCAAUAAAACAUGCAAUAUAAUAGAUAAUUGUAAGUGAAAUGACAAGGUGAUGGUAUAAAUAGGUACUUCGACGAAAGUUGGUACAAGUGUAUCUACGUUUCUCAGGAGUGAUGAGGACAAUGACUGGCUUCAAGAUACUGUUCGCGUGUUUAGCUUUAAUUGUCCUCCUGCAUCCAUCAGUUGAAGCGGGGCGCACUAAAGCAACCUCGGGUGUGCCCUUGCGUCCGCCACAUUGUGGUUUCAGCAACGUUACGCACAAUAGGAUUGUUGGUGGUAAACCAGCUAAACUUGGUGCUUGGCCAUGGAUGGCUGCAUUAGGUUAUAUUAAUUGCAAUGAACCAGAUGGGGAACCUUAUUGGGCCUGCGGAGGUUCCCUGAUAUCGGCUAGGCAUGUUUUGACCGCAGGACAUUGCGUAGAAAUUUUUGGAUUGUACGUGGUUCGUAUCGGGGACUUAGAUCUAGGACGAGAUGAUGAUGGAGCGCAUCCUGUUCAAAUAGAAAUCGAAUAUAUACUAGAACAUCCUGAUUAUACUAACGGUACACACAAUGAUGAUAUUGCUAUUCUUAAACUGAAGAAAAAUGUUCCAUUUUCGGAAUACAUACGUCCUAUUUGUCUCCCUAUAGACCAGCCCUUACGAAAUAAUAACUUCGAGGGCUACCAUCCUUUCGUUGCUGGAUGGGGAACGGUAAAAUUUGGUGGAGAUUUGAGUGACGAAUUACUGGAAGUACAAGUGCCAGUGAUUGGCAACACCGAAUGCAAGAAACGUUAUUGGCCAAUUGAUAAGCAGCGUAUCACUACAAAAGUAAUAUGCGCCGGUGAGAAAGGAAAGGAUGCUUGUGAAGCUGACAGCGGAGGACCACUGAUGAUACCACAGCAAUUCACCUACUAUCAAAUAGGUGUUUUGUCCAGUGGUCACAACUGUGGCACUGUUAGAUUUCCCGCCGUUUACACUAGGGUCACGUCGUACUUUGACGACUUCAUUCUGCCAGUGUUGCAAAAUUAUUAGUGUCUCCUAAAUAUCAUUUUUCGUGUACGAAAAGUAAAACUGAAAUUUAUAAUUGUGGAGAUAAGAGUCAGCUCAGACUUAUUGUUUUGUGUGGCACGGAUUAUAGUCUUAUCAUGCAUGAAAUGUCACUUCAAAGCAACACUAAUUUUUUAGACACGCUAAAACUGCACGACUUAGAGAUAUAAAAAUGAUAAACGAACAUUAAUUAAAUUACUUUUUCCGCUUCUUUUUUUUUGAUGGUAAUAAUAAAUCAACUUUCGCAAAGCUUUUAUAAAUCUUGUUUCUGAUGUAUCAAGACCAUAUUCCACUUAGAACGUAUACUCCUUGUACGUAUAUGCAAAAUUUUGGACUACUCUUCAUAAGUUAGAGAGCUUCCAGAAGUUCGGACACGGAGAGUGCAUAAAAUACAAGAUAAACCUCACGUCUUACAAAACUAUUG